Fusarium musae is the source of this 960-nucleotide messenger RNA. RefSeq lists its product as uncharacterized. NCBI's taxonomy places the organism in Eukaryota, Fungi, Ascomycota, Sordariomycetes, Hypocreales, Nectriaceae. The coding region runs from base 1 to 960 and encodes 319 amino acids. The transcript has a single exon. The record is from RefSeq and is a predicted model, not a curated record.
AUGUUCAGCCGUAUCAAGGAUAAGUUCUCAACCAAAAGGUCCUCCUCCACCGAGAAUCACACUCAUCUUGGCAUGGGCAACUCAAACUCGAACACCAAGAACAACAACAACAACAACCCCUUCCUCGAUGCUCCCGAGGAGGCUCCUCCUACUUAUGAGUCCACCCAAAAGACAGCUCCUCUUCUCGAUGUUCCUCGGCGUGCAGUUUCACCAGCUCCUAGCAUGUCGAGCAUCACCAGUGCCGAAGAUAAAUAUGCAUUCCUCUCUACUUUCGAUACCAUCUUUGUCAUUGACGACUCUGGAUCCAUGGCUGGUCGAUCGUGGACGGAGGUUCGAGAGGCGCUAAGCACUAUUGCCCCGAUCUGUACUUCUCAUGACCCCGAUGGCAUCGAUGUCUAUUUCCUGAACCAUCGAUCGCAAGCCGCCGGGACUGGAGUUCAAGCACCCGGAGGAUAUUUCCAGAUCCGUGAUGCCAACCAAGUCCAGCGUCUGUUCGAGUCGGUCCGUCCUCGCGGAGCAACACCAACUGGCUCUCGUCUUCACAGCAUUCUCAAGCCCUACGUCGCCCAUCUCUCCCGUCGUGCGGCCAACAUCGACUCGACCAAGCCAGUCAACAUCAUCGUCAUCACCGACGGAUGUCCUACGGACGACCCAGAGAGCAUCAUCGUUCACCACGCCAGGAAGCUUGACCAGAUCGAGGCUCCUCCUCAUCAAGUUGGCAUCCAGUUCUUCCAAGUUGGCAACGAACUUGGUGCCACUAAGGCUCUGCGUGAACUCGAUGAUGAUCUCGCUGAUCAGGGUAUUCGCGAUAUGGUUGAUACAGCAACUUGGAAUUCCACCACUUCGGACAACAGUAAGGCUUUGACCGCAGAUGGAAUUCUCAAGGUUGUCCUUGGUGCUGUUGUGCGACGCUUGGAUCGCAAGUCUGGGCGUAGCUCUCCUCAGGGCCGUCGCCACUAA